AUGACGGCGACGCCUGCCUUGAUCGGGCUGAGCGCAGGCAACCGCCUUCUCAGCACGUCCUUCGGGCCGCCCAACGACCUGCUCUCCGACAAGGUCAACUGCCACAUGAGCAGCGCGGCGGGAGACGCCCACGGCUCCUCCUCGCUGCAGUUCGCGCCACCGGCCGCGUCCAAGCUCACCGUCGCCGCGCACAGGCUCAAGCUCUCCCCACAUGGCCGCGCGCAGGUCAUGCGGGCCCUCAGGCAGAGCGCGCCUGCGCUCGCGCCGCAGCCUCCUCCGUUGUUGCCCGCCGACGAGUUCUCCCUCGAUGCCAUUAUCCUACUGCAGAGGUCCAUGCUCGAGAAGCAGUGGCAACUCCCCUUCGAGGAGGAGGAGGACGACGACGGCGGCGGCGAUGGCCACCAUGUGGAGGCCAUUGGUUCGGCCGAGGACGAUGACGGCAAGGGCAGGAGCAGCUCCGUCGUCGUGGCGCGCUCCGGCGUCUCGGCGAGGCAGCGGCGGAUGAGCGGCCGGAGGCGUGGGAGGUCCAAGAAAGGCAGCGGCGCCGUGCACCUGAUCAUCAGCCCCGAGCUGCUGCAGAGCAGAAACCGCAUCUACCUUCACGGUACCGUCAGCAAGGAGCUCCUCACGCACAAGCAGGUUGUCCACCUCUCCAAGAAGAUCAAGGACGGGAUAUGGCUGCAGCAGCAAAGAUCAAAGCUGAAAGAAAAACUGGGGAAUGAGCCGUCGUACAAGCAGAUGGCGCAAUCACUUCGGAUAUCGACGCCGGAGCUACGGUCAAGAAUGCGCGAGUCGUUCCUCGCGAGGGAGGUGCUAACAAUGAGCAACAUCCGUUUGGUCAUAUCCAUCGCCCAGAAGUAUGACAAGCUGGGGGUUGAGCUGUCCGACCUGAUUCAGGGUGGUCUCAUAGGGCUACUCCGCGGGAUCGAAAAGUUCGAUGCAUCCAGGGGCUUCAGAAUUUCCACUUAUGUAUACUGGUGGAUUCGUCAGGGUGUUUCAAGAGCACUGGCCGACAACUCGAAAACAUUCAGGCUCCCUACUUACCUGCAUGAGAGGCUGAUUGCGAUUCGUGGCGCAAAGUACGCAUUGGAGGACCAAGGGGUUUCUCCGACAACGCAAAACAUCGCAAAGUUGCUCAAUAUAUCGGAGAAGAAAGUGCACAAUGCUGCAGAGGCUGUCAAUAAGGCUCUUUCGUUGGAUCAACAGGCAUUCCCCUCCUUAAAUGGCCUACCCGGAGAUACACUCCACAGCUAUAUAGAGGAUCAAAAUGUUGCGAAUGACCCAUGGCAUGGAUUUGAGGAGUGGUACCUAAAGGAGGAAGUCAACAAACUUCUAAACUCAAAUCUCACUGAACGUGAGAGGGACAUUAUUCAGUUAUACCAUGGUAUAGGGAAACAAUGCCAUACAUGGGAGGAUAUUAGCAGACAGUUCGGGUUAUCCAGGGAGAGGGUGAGGCAACUAGGGCUUAUCGCAAUGGAGAAGCUGAAGCACGCCGCGAGGCAGAAAAAGCUGGAUGCGUUGCUCCAGGAUUACUGA
Messenger RNA from Triticum turgidum subsp. durum (durum wheat), 1536 nucleotides. Lineage: Eukaryota; Viridiplantae; Streptophyta; Magnoliopsida; Poales; Poaceae. The record is from the annotation of a GenBank genome assembly.